UUCCCUUUCUUCUUUUCUCUUCUUUUUUUCAUCUUUUUUUUUGUUGUAUUCUUUGUAUCUUUACGCCUUUUUAUACUUCAAUCACUUACUUAAAUUCUUUGACGUUAAUAUCCCUAAUUGAAUGCGCUAUCUCGCUCACGGUGCUUGUUACAAUCGUACUUUCUUACUGCGUUCAUCUUUCAGAGUUCCUACUGCUACGUCAUUCAUAAGACCUUAUACUUCUCGGGUAUCUUUACCGAGCAUUCAUCCCACUACUUAUCAUACUACUGCUGCUGCUGUUGUAAAUAAGACCAGCAUUGGCUUUGGCAGGAAAUCAUUAAGCACACCUUCUAAGCUAUUCUCUACCUCUUCCUCCUCUUCCAUCAUUAACAACAACAUUCACUGCAGCAAUAGCAACAAGUCAUCCUAUCUCAAGGCUCUUUCUGCAAGUAUCCUGUUGGCUUCUUCCCUCUAUUAUGUGUCUCAAAAAACCAACAUUGCUCAUGCAGAAUCUUCCCUUGAUCACUCAUCCGCCUCUCCUCCUCUCUCUCGCAAGGAGGCUCUCUCGUCUAUCCUCUCUGACUUACAAAAUGAUCAAAACAGAAUUGCAGUGCAUACCAAAAGUACGGAAGAGCUAGCGAUGGCUUUGUUUGUCUAUCAACUAUGUGCACUGCCUUGGUUAGUCGAUGCGGCGCCGCAUAUGAUCACUGCUGCUCAGAAAUUUGGGCUCGAAGCUCCUAUCUAUUGGUUUGUUCAGCACACCUUCUUUCGUCAUUUUUGCGGAGGGCAAACACCUGAGGAAUGCAUCUCCAGUAUGGAUAAACUAGCGCUUUCUGGUAUCAACUGUAUCCUGGAUCUCUCUGUGGAGGCCGAUUUGCAUCUGGAGAGCAGCCAAGCUCAAGAUCCAUCCAAAGAAGGCGGUAAAUACUAUCGAGACGAUCAACAUGCCGAUGUUAUUCUCAAGAUGCUCAAGACAUGUGUUGCCACAGCUGCUCAAGGCGGUAAACCCACCACCCGUUCCAUGGUUGCGCUCAAGGUCACCGCUUUGUCUCCCCCCGAACUCUUGCUUCGUUUGAAUCAAGUCCUUAGCUCGCUGGACCAAGGCUUUGUGAGUCGCCAAAAGAACGGAUAUAUUGAUGCCGAUGGUAUUCAGCAGGUGGCAGAGACGGUGUUGCCCGAGGCUGAAACAGAAGAACAGCAGAAGCAACGUGAUAUGAUCUUUGAUCAACUGAGACAGAAAGGCAUUCUGUUGGAUGUCAUUGAAUAUCGCAAGCUGUUUGAUUUGCAAGGCACCGGCCGUGACAUCUGGUGGCGCACACGUCAAACGGAUGCAGCUAAAGUAAGCCUUACGAUGGAGGAUUUAGAAGCUUUGGAUCGUAUGGAAAGCCGUUUGGAUGAGAUUUGUGGUAUGGCGCACGAGGCCAAUGUGGGUGUCAUGAUUGAUGCUGAACAGUCUUACUUUCAAGAAGCCAUUGACUAUGUGGCCAUUAAUCUUCAAAGAAAGUACAAUCAAGAACAGAAUAAGCGACCCACUGUUUACAAUACUUAUCAAAUGUAUACCAAAGCAGCAGGUGGAAAACUCAAAUUAGAUGUUGAACGUUCCGAACGGGAAAACUUUCGAUUUGCAGCCAAGUUAGUCCGGGGUGCUUACAUGGUGUCGGAACGUCAGCGCGCUAAAGACAUGAACUACCCUUCCCCGAUCCAUGAUACCAUCGAGGAUACACACGCGUCCUAUAACAGCGGUGUCCGCUACUUACUCGGCAAAAUCAAGCAACAUCAAGAACAAAAGCUUCUCACGGCAAAAGACAGCAACGAAGAAUGCCAACCUUUAACAGCCUCCAAUUCUCCUAUUGUGUUUAUGGUCGCCAGCCAUAAUCGUGAUAGUGUCAUCUUGACGAUUGACGAAAUGGAAAAGAACAACAUUUCGCCUCACUCGAACGUGGUUCAGUUUGGUCAACUUUACGGCAUGCAAGACCAAUUAUCCUACACGCUAGGCCAUCAUGGCUUUGCUGUGUACAAAUACUUACCCUACGGUAUGAUUGAUGAAGUCAUCCCUUACUUACUCCGCCGUGCUCAGGAAAAUGCUUCCGUGUUGGGUGCUGUGAAUGUAGAGCGCGCAUUGAUUUGGAAAGAAUUGAAAGGAAGAAUGACAGGCGAUGUAGCUGAACCUGCCGUGGUCGUUAGUACUUCACCGGCAGCCACCGAUAUUUCCAUCACAGACACUGCUUAAUUUCCUUGGGACAAUCCCCAUGCAUAGGAUUCCUCCCCACUCAAAUCUCUAACAUCUAUCUAGUUUGCUUCUUUUAUAUAUAUAUCAUUUGUAUUGUACAGUAGAAUCACUUUUUUCUCGUUUAUUUUUAUGUCAUCUAUACUAAUUUUUUUUGUCUUUCUCCAUCAAUACGCUUCAUCCUCAGGGAGAUCAUCCCAUUAGAAGUUGAUGUAUAAAUUGCAUUUUUCUCCCAAAAAGAAAUGAAUACAGAAUGUUUUUUUUUUUUUCGUAAAGGGACCAACAACCUCAUUUCCCC
Molecule: messenger RNA, 2504 nt
Organism: Mycotypha africana
Lineage: Eukaryota; Fungi; Mucoromycota; Mucoromycetes; Mucorales; Mycotyphaceae
Product: FAD-linked oxidoreductase-like protein
Exons: 2
Coding region: 122-2209 (695 amino acids)
Cellular component (GO): mitochondrion
Molecular function (GO): FAD binding; proline dehydrogenase activity
Source: RefSeq, a predicted model, not a curated record